AUGCAGAAGCAGAAAACGUGCACGUGCGCGUGGCUGAGAGUGAGAAGGGGGAAGUCGAGGUUGUCUGUAAGAGAGGACGUGCGGAUAACGGGAGCCACUCUUCACCGCGGCCGUGAGAGGAGCAGCCCGGGCUCUGAUUCAGCCCUCAUCUCGGGUCAGCGAGCGGAGCUCCUCGGUGCCACUGUUGGAGGCUCUGUGCUGGUUACCUGUAAACUCCCAGUUCCAACAAGGCCAAAGUGGUUUUACUGGCAGGAGGACGGGACUGAAAACAUUUUGAUUCAUUGUGAACAAACGUGUCAACAAACAACAUCUGAAGUCUACAGGAACAGAGUUACAGUCUUUGCUUCUGAGUUUGGAUCGGGGAACAUCUCCAUUAAACUUCACAGUGUUACAGCUGCAGACGACCAGAAGUCGUUCUGGGUCAUGGCUUCCUUCAAAGACAGACGUGAGCGCGGCUGCAACUCAACACUGCAGGUUUCAGCUUCCUACAGAGAUAUAAACCUGACCAUUGACACAGCAGACACUGUGACCUGCACAGCGCGUGGAGGAUACCCUGAAUCCAGCGUGUCAUGGUCGGGUCAAAACACGACCGGUGGUGAAUAUGUGGACCUGCAUGAAUACAAACCGACCCACGAGAGGGACGCAAAGGAUGGAACCUUCACUGUCAGGAGCUCCGUCAGUGUGAAGGAGCUGGUGUCGGUGACCUGCCGCAUCACCAACCCUCGCUCCAACCAAAGCAUCAACACCACCACAAAGAUAGACAGAGAUGGUGCUGGUCCAGACACAAAUCCAGGAGUGCACGCAUUCAUACGUCUAGUUUCUGUCUCAGUAGCAUUAGUAAUAGCAGGAUUAGCAGUAGGCACAUACAUCUGCUACAAGAAACGCUGCAAAUCUGGCGAUGAAUCCAACGGACAACUGAAUGGAGAACAGCCAGGAGGUGAAAACCAUGCAGACCAACAAAUGGAGCUCCAAGAAGAAUCUCAAGAGGCAGCAAAUGAAGGGAGCAGAGACGACGAGGAUCCACAGGAUGAAGAUGAGUGGGGAGAUGCACAUCGAGACAACGUGGACCAAAACCUUCUAGAUGGAGCAGAAAACCAGGAGCACCGCCCUGCAGGUGGUGCAGAGCAAGGCGGAGGCAGCGUGCACACAAACACUGACUAAACUGAGGAUGCAUUCAUUGUUCGACUGCACUCACACACGCUGUGAACAGGACGACGGCUGCGCGGCCGACACACCAGAGGCGUCGCCAGAGUCGUUUCCUGAAGAGUUUAAACCUUUUUAUUUGCACAGUUCAGUUUAAAAUGACCUGUUAUUGGCUCGUUCUUAGUGCCAACGAGUUCUUCUCCAGGCGGACUCAGUGAAACCUACAGUAAAACCAAUGAACGAUGCAGGGAGCUAAAAUGUUCUGUUUGAGCUCUGCUUUUGCCUCAAGACGCUGAGAAGGAUGAAACGAUCAAAUGAACCGUGAGCCGGUGAAGCUGCUGUGACUGACUGAGCUCAGCUUUCCUCGAGCAACAAAACAAGGAUUUCGCGUCUUUACUGUUUCCCAGCUGAACAGGGUCCGAUCAGCUGCACUGUUUUCUUGUUUGUCACUUUAUUUAAAGAUUCUGAACUGUAAGAGUCUACAAUCCAGAAUUUCAUAACUUGAUGCUGUUUUAGAUGUUAGCUGACAUCUGCUGUAUGCUGUAAAUACAGAUUAUAGGAGGCUGAAUCCAUCUUUGCUGUGUGAGAAUGAGGAGCAGUGAUGACUAAUAAUGAUGACGAUGAUUCAGCAGCAUGUGAAUGGAGUGUUGCUAUGAACAUGUUCACAACAGUUUUACUCCUUUACUUCAUCUUUUAUAUAUUUAUUUAUACAUUUUAAUUUGUGUGCAUUCGAUACACAGCUGGUACAGUAACACACUGACAAACAUGAAACACUGGAAAUUUA
Molecule: messenger RNA, 1927 nt
Organism: Pundamilia nyererei
Lineage: Eukaryota; Metazoa; Chordata; Actinopteri; Cichliformes; Cichlidae
Product: CD276 antigen-like
Exons: 9
Coding region: 1-1161 (386 amino acids)
Biological process (GO): cell surface receptor signaling pathway; T cell costimulation; cellular response to lipopolysaccharide
Cellular component (GO): external side of plasma membrane
Source: RefSeq, a predicted model, not a curated record